Molecule: messenger RNA, 810 nt
Organism: Cladocopium goreaui
Lineage: Eukaryota; Dinophyceae; Suessiales; Symbiodiniaceae
Source: the annotation of a GenBank genome assembly
AUCGACUGUUUCGUGCUACAAUCAGCCAAGAAGUACUUCAACAGUCACGAAUACCUGCAGCAAGGUAUUUUUCAACAGGUAAAAGAGAAUGUGAGGGUGGAGGCCCGCAAGAAGGAUAAUGACACCGGGCAGACUCAUUUGCGGAACCUGGAGUUUCUUCCAAUCGUGGUGGAUCUCGUGCAGUGGAGCAUACCUUGCUCGAACACAGAAGACCAAAGGGUUUGGCUCAAUUGCCACGAAGACAAGAAUUGCUUGCCUGGUCGACACUUGGCUCCUGGUGUCUUGGCGAUUCCAGAUGAAGUAGAUGAAGAGGUGGAUGACUCCACGCCAUGGAUUGAGUCCCCACAUGACAUGCCUCGCUUGCCCAAACCGAGAAGUGAUGCCUGCAUUGUGGUCUUUUUUCAUGAAUUUGCUGACCCCAUCACCCUAUUGGAGCCCCAUGUAAAUCCGGCCAGUGAUGACAUGAAGGAUGAGCCCCCUGCUCUUCCAAACAUCCGUGCCAUUGCCCAGACAUUGCCUGUUGUUGCAUCCGAGUCCCUGACUAGCACAUCCGACCAGCACUGUGGUGAUGCCCUGCUUCAUGCAGCGGGUGGCGGUGUGAUUAGUGACCUGAUAUCGCCGACUGCUCCUUGGACCCAGCUGAUCCAGGGAAUGCCAGAUGCUGAGACGGGACCUUGUCCUGAAGCGCCAAGCCAACCUAUGCCUUCAUUAGGCAGCACAACCGAAGUCAUGUUUGGACGAUGCUUGGACAUGGAGAUGCUGCUGAUGAGGACGUCGAAGGCAUUGAACUCUCUUCCUUGUGCCGAUGCC